Molecule: messenger RNA, 216 nt
Organism: Drepanopeziza brunnea f. sp. 'multigermtubi' MB_m1
Lineage: Eukaryota; Fungi; Ascomycota; Leotiomycetes; Helotiales; Drepanopezizaceae
Source: RefSeq, a predicted model, not a curated record
AUGAUGUUCAUCAACGCUUUCGCCGCCGCAAUUACUCUCCUCUCUCCUGCCGUCCUCGCAGCUCCUCAAAUACCCGAGGUGAAACUUAAGAUCAGCCUAUGCAAGGAUGCCGGCAACAUGAAUUGCUUCGAGCCUGUUGCUCGAGUCAACACUUGUGCGAUCCCGAUUGCAGGGAAGCACAAUACUUCACUUAUCGCGGCUCGUCCUACAGCAUAA